Molecule: messenger RNA, 620 nt
Organism: Lolium rigidum
Lineage: Eukaryota; Viridiplantae; Streptophyta; Magnoliopsida; Poales; Poaceae
Product: brassinosteroid-responsive RING protein 1-like
Exons: 1
Coding region: 1-513 (170 amino acids)
Biological process (GO): protein ubiquitination
Molecular function (GO): ubiquitin protein ligase activity
Source: RefSeq, a predicted model, not a curated record
AUGGGGUUUCCGGUGGUGUACUCGGAGAUGCCGAGGCUGCUGCUCCACCUCCUCUUCCUGCUCGGCCACCUCCGCCGCCUCUCCUCCUGGCUGCUCCGCCUCGCCGGAGCCGAUGUCGUCGACUACUACCAAACCACCACCUUCGAUGCCUUCGCCGACGACAACCACUACCUCCACUACCACGAGCCUGCAGCCAGCUGCCAAGGCGGCCUGGAGCUGGAGGAGCACUCCCCGGCCGUGCGCUUCGACGAGCUCCCCUCCGGCGUCGCCGACACGCCGCUGCCGGAGGGCUGCGCGGUGUGCCUCGGCGACUUCCACGGCGCCGCCAGUGUGCGCCGGCCGCGCGGGUGCCGCCACGUCUUCCACCGCGGCUGCCUCGACCGCUGGGCCGCGCACGGCCAUCGCACCUGCCCGCUCUGCCGGGCGCCGCUCCUCCCGCCAGAGCAGCCAGCACCGGCGUCUCUGCUUGGUCCCGUUCUCCUGCCCAUGCCGAUGCCGCUCCCGGCGUCGUGAUUUGUUCCCACUCCGAGCAAGUUCGUUCAUGCAUGGUGCUGCUUGCAUAAUUCCGCGGUUGGUUCUUGCAAAUCCUGAGGAGAGGGUUUCGAAUCUACCGCUCCGGU